GUUUAUGUUCUAAAAUAAAGAUACCUAUACAUAUAUAUAAUUUGAAAAACGUUAAUGCCUUAAACUAUAAUAAUUAUGUAACCAACGUACAAAGCAUUCAAAUGAAAGAAAACUUAUUGGAUGAAAGUAUUUAUAACCAUAAUGUAAACAUAAAAGUGAUAACAUCAGUUAUUGAAGAUUUAGAAAAUAAUGCUUAUGAUAUACCAGAAACUUUAAGUUUAAAAUUGCUUAAGUGUUGUGGACAUGUAUUAUACAAUGAACCUUUAAAAAUACGACAAGAAUUAGCUAAUCGUGUCUGGAACCUCUUGAAAAACAGUUGUAAUUUAACAAUUGAUCAUUAUCAUGCCUUGCUACAAACUUACAUUGAUAAUGAUUAUCGUAUUGAUACAAAAGAGUUUUUAAAAUGUAUGAGAAUUAAACCGGAAUAUGAUACUUAUUGCCUUUUGCUGCAAAUAUUACCAAACACAACUGAUUGUACUGAACCUGAAGGUCUGAUUGCAGAUAUACAAACACCUGAUUCACAUUAUGAUAAGAAAAUCUAUAAUGCAUUAGUAUAUGCAUAUGCAAUAAAUGGAAAUACAAGAAAGGCUGAGGAUAUUAUUAAAUUAAUGAGAACACGAAACAUUCAACCAUCUGCCACAACUUACAUACAUUUAAUGUAUGCAUAUGCGAAAAAUAAUGAUAUUGAAUCUUUAACUCAUAUUCUAUCAACUUACAAACCAUCUAGGGCACAUAUUAUGAAACUUAUUAAAUUUCUUAGUCUAUCAGGACAUGGAAUACAUAUACCAGAUAUUAUAAUUUUCUCGGAACCAUUAACAGUCGAAGAUUAUAAUGUCAUUUCAGUCAUUGUACAACUUGUGCAUGCAGGGCAUUAUUUAGAUGCUUACAAGGUGGUAACUCAUAUUCCUAUAAGAAAUGAAGCUGAACAUAUAAAGGACACUUUUACACUUUAUCUCUUAGAAGAAAUGAUUAAAUUAAACAUAGAUCAAAAAAUUAUAUUACAAUUUAUAAAUGAUUUGGAGAGAAUGAGAGAACAGUGUAUUUCAGAGAUUUUGGAAAAAACAGCUUUAUUAUCUUUGAGAACAAGAAAUGAAACAUUAACCAUUGCAAUAUUUAAUGAAAUGAAAAAAAGAGGAGUUCUUAUUAAUUGUAAUUAUUUUUGGCCUUCCUUUUUAAAUGAAAAUGUACAUGACAGAGAAACUCAUAUUUAUUCAAUUAUUAAGCUGAUGACAGCUCUAGAUGUCAAAAUAGACUCUGAAACACUUACGGAUUAUAUAUUUCCAUACGUUGAUACAAGUGAUCCAAUUGUUACAGUUCGAAAAUUAUUGAAUAAUGGAGUGCCAGUUAAAGAUAUAAUAAUGCCCUUUGUAACAUUUUUAUUAAAUUCUGGUAGAUUGAAGGAAAGUUCAACUGUAUGUUCUUUUUACAAGAAAAAGAUACAUUGUAACAAUUUGUUAGAUUCUAUAUAUUCUAGUUAUACAAAAUCAAAAGACAUUAAUUCCUGUAUAGAUUUUUUAUUUCAGUCAUGUUAUAAUGGUAAUGGGUUUGCUGUAGAAUUUUUAAAAAAGCUCCUAAGCCAUAGUACGAAUGACUUAAAUGAUAUAGCUACAUUUAUUAUAGAAAUGAGUCAUUAUAAAACAGUAAUACCACCUUCUGAUAUGCAAUAUAUAAAAGAUAAAAUUAUCGAAAACCCUUUUUCUAAAAAGAAUUAUAUUUUAAACUUAAUUUCUAAAAUGGCUGCAACUGUUAUGGAUAAUUAUAAUUAUAAAACCCUUAUUCAUCCACAAUUCAUGAGUCCAGAACAAUUAUAUUCGCAUUUUCAUGAACUUAAGUCUGACGGAAAAAAUUAUAGAGGAGUUCUACGAAAAUUAUUAAUGAUGUUUUGUAAUCAAAAUGAUACACGAGUGAAUGAAAUUGUAACAGAACUUAAUGACAAGAAUUUUAAAUGGACACCAGGAAUGAAAUUAUGUUUAUUAGAUUAUUUUGUAAGAAAUAAAAUGCUUGAUGAAGCUUCACUUACACUAUGUGAAUUUCAAUCUGAAUUUCCACAGUUUCAAAUUGAUAAUUUUAAGAUUAUACACUAUGCUACAUUAUUAAUAGAGUGCAAUAAAAUAGAUGAAGCUCUUAAUGUCAUAAAUACAUGUACAGUUAAUCAAAAACCAAAGUCAGAGACAUCAAUCAGAAAAUUAUUAGAUUUAUUAGUCACAAAAGAUACUAGUAGUUAUACUGCAAAAAUGAUAAAUCUUCUUGUGGAACGAGGAUAUUGUGCAGGCUCUGAUAAUAUUCUCAAAUAUUUAAUUCUUGUUUACAUAUUGAGAGAUGAUGUAAAAUCAGCUAUAGACGUUUUCAAACUUUGUGCUGAACAACAAAAGAGAACCCCUGCGAAACAAGAACUUUUAAUAAAAAUAUUGGAAUCGAUUUCAGACUCUUCUUCACCAAACUGGAAUCUUCUGCAAAAUAUUUAUGAUCUCAUAGUAAAAGCGAGUGGAAAAGAAAUAGCAGAUGUGAAUUUGGCAAUAGCAUUUGGUGCAUGUAACAAAAUAAAAGAAUUACAAUCUUUAUUAAAGAAAAACUAUAUAAGAGAGGAUCUUUUAUUGCAUCAACUUCAAUUUUUAAAAACUGAUGUGAUUAUAACAUUUACAUUGAACAUGUUGGAAAGUGUUGAAGAUACGACAAAAAUAAAUUUGGAGUUCAUAUGUCAUUUAGCACUAAAAAUAUGCGAUGAACGGAAUGAUUACGAACGUGCCAUGGAAUUAAAGAAAUGGAUGAAAGAAAAAGAUAUAAAAUGUAAAUUAUUAACAUCAAAUGUACGAUAAAAAAAAGUCAUACAGAAAAAUCUUAUCUAAUAAAUAAGUUUUAAGUUUUGCUUUAACAAAG
Messenger RNA from Megachile rotundata (alfalfa leafcutting bee), 2877 nucleotides. RefSeq names its product leucine-rich PPR motif-containing protein, mitochondrial. Gene Ontology annotation, biological process: regulation of mitochondrial translation. The record is from RefSeq and is a predicted model, not a curated record. Lineage: Eukaryota; Metazoa; Arthropoda; Insecta; Hymenoptera; Megachilidae. Gene Ontology annotation, cellular component: mitochondrion; nucleus. Gene Ontology annotation, molecular function: protein binding; mRNA 3'-UTR binding.